UGUGGAAAAGCGGGGAGGAUUUAUUCUCCUUUCUAGCGCAGUCACAUCUGGAAGCAGUCAGGGAGUCUACAGGGGAGGGGGUUUGGUCGUCAGAUCAUUGCAGAGAGGCUGGUGGUGUGCGCUCUCUCUCCGCAGGGCCACAGACUACUGACUACUCCCCUUUCUCUCCAAUAUGGACUGGACGCGGCCGAUUCUGCACUCUGUUUCCUAACGAGGCGCGACGCAAACUACGCCUGUUGAGGAACAUCUCAGAUGGAGUCGAUCGUAUGCGAAGAUCGAAGCCCGUGAGAUCUGGAAUAUACACACCUUUUAUCUUUUGCUGCGCUUUCUGAAACGGUCUCUGAAACUACGCCCGCUUUUCCUGCGCUUCUUCUGGCUGUUGCAGCAUCCUUUUCGAACCGUUUCCGAGCCAAUCGCGCCGAUUUGAUUAUCGAUUAUCAGCAAGCGGCGCUGGUAUCAUGUUUCUUAGGUAGGGCCCGGAUGUUCCAAAGAUGCACUGGUUCGUUUUCUUAGGUGGCCCCUGCGAAUAUCUUUUCCUGAUCUUUAGCUCCAUAAUGGGGAUCAGGUAAUAUUAACUAAGCCGCGAGAGAAGGAAUAUCUUACGCUUUGCGUUUUUCAUUUUUUUUUUUUUGCUUCUCCCUUUUUCUUUUAUUUCUUUCCCUUGGGUUGUUUUUUCCUACCCCCUUCUCUUUUUUUUACAACCUUUUCUUCAUUCACCUUCGGAUAAAGCUGGACCACAUAUAUGGUAAAUGAAAGCAAAAACAUGUACAUACCGGAGGACACCCUUGAAAACCAUCAAGGCUCCAACUAUUCCAGUCCGUCGUUGGCUCCGGUCCCCAGUCUGAAUGAGGACGAGGGUGUGGGGGGCGGGGGUGGGGUGUUGGGUCUUGCACCUGAACACAUUCCCACCCCUGGCGCCCCCCUUAGCUGGCAGGCAGCCAUCGACGCGGCACGGCAGGCCAAGCUGAUGGGCACCACCGGAGCCCCGAUCUCCACCGUGAGCUCCACGCAGCGCAAACGCCAGCACUACACCAAACCCAAGAAACAGGCCAGCACUGCCUCCACACGCCCACCCCGAGCCCUUCUCUGCCUCACUCUUAAAAACCCCAUCCGCAGGGCGUGCAUCAAUAUCGUGGAAUGGAAACCGUUUGAAAUCAUAAUUUUGAUGACUAUUUUUGCAAACUGUGUGGCCUUAGCUGUCUACAUCCCUUUCCCUGAGGAUGAUUCCAACGCAACCAACUCAAACCUGGAACGGGUGGAGUAUCUCUUUCUGAUCAUUUUUACGGUGGAGGCGUUUCUGAAAGUUAUUGCAUACGGGCUGCUGUGUCAUCCUAAUGCGUACCUGCGGAAUGGCUGGAACCUGUUGGAUUUCAUCAUUGUGGUGGUAGGGCUCUUCAGUGCAAUAUUAGAGCAGGCCACUAAAGGAGACGGUGGGACUUCAAUGGGAGGCAAGGCUGCAGGGUUUGAUGUUAAAGCCCUGCGAGCCUUUAGAGUGUUGAGACCUCUGAGACUCGUGUCUGGAGUACCUAGUUUACAGGUGGUGCUGAACUCCAUCAUUAAAGCCAUGGUUCCCCUCCUGCACAUCGCUCUGCUCGUUCUCUUCGUCAUCAUCAUUUACGCCAUCAUCGGCCUCGAGCUCUUCAUGGGCAAGAUGCACAGAACCUGUUUUUUCUUCAAAGAUGGACACAAAGGUCCCAUAUCUGAAGAGAAGCCAGCCCCCUGCGCCCCAAACUCCGCCCAUGGACGACACUGCGCCAACUUAACACAGUGCAUGAUGGGAUGGGAGGGUCCAAAUGACGGAAUCACAAACUUUGAUAACUUUGCAUUUGCCAUGCUGACUGUGUUUCAAUGCAUCACGAUGGAGGGCUGGACUGACGUCCUGUACUGGGUCAAUGAUGCUGUAGGGAAUUCCUGGCCGUGGCUUUAUUUUGUCACUUUAAUCAUCAUUGGCUCCUUUUUUGUUCUUAAUUUGGUUCUUGGGGUUUUAAGCGGAGAGUUCUCUAAAGAGCGAGAAAAGGCCAAAGCUCGCGGCGAUUUCCAGAAGCUCCGUGAGAAGCAGCAGCUGGAGGAGGAUCUGAAGGGCUACCUGGACUGGAUCACGCAGGCGGAAGAUAUCGACCCUGAGAAUGACGACGAGGGACUGGAUGACGACAAACCUAGAAAUCUGAGUAUGCCGGCCAGUGAAAAUGAGUCAGUGAACACUGAUAAUGCUCCAGCUGGAGACAUGGAAGGAGAGACCUGCUGUACCCGUAUGGCAAAUAGGAUCUCCAAAUCCAAAUUCAGUCGAUAUUCACGCCGGUGGAAUCGGUUAUGCCGGCGCAAGUGCCGCGCAGCAGUGAAGUCAAAUGUGUUCUACUGGCUGGUGAUUUUCCUGGUAUUUUUGAACACACUUACCAUUGCCUCAGAGCACCAUCAGCAGCUAGACUGGCUCACCAAUGUUCAAGAUAUCGCCAAUAAGGUGUUGCUUGCUCUUUUUACCGGUGAGAUGCUGCUGAAGAUGUACAGCCUGGGCCUUCAGGCCUAUUUCGUCUCCCUUUUUAACCGCUUCGACAGUUUUGUGGUGUGCGGUGGGAUUCUGGAGACCAUCCUGGUGGAGACAAAGAUCAUGUCACCCCUCGGCAUCUCUGUGCUGCGCUGCGUACGUCUGCUCCGCAUCUUCAAGAUCACCAGGUACUGGAACUCUCUCAGUAAUCUGGUUGCGUCUCUACUGAAUUCGGUGCGUUCGAUCGCGUCCCUGCUUCUGCUGCUCUUCCUGUUCAUCAUCAUCUUCAGUCUGCUUGGAAUGCAGCUCUUUGGUGGCAAGUUCAACUUCGAUGAGACGCGCCGCAGCACCUUCGAUAAUUUCCCCCAGUCUCUCCUCACCGUCUUUCAGAUUUUAACCGGUGAGGACUGGAACUCUGUGAUGUAUGAUGGCAUCAUGGCGUAUGGAGGGCCCUCCUUUCCUGGCAUGCUCGUCUGCAUUUAUUUCAUCAUCCUCUUCAUCUGUGGAAACUACAUCCUCCUGAAUGUCUUCUUGGCCAUUGCCGUGGACAACCUAGCAGACGCAGAGAGUCUGACAUCAGCACAGAAAGAGGAAGAGGAGGAGAAAGAGAGGAAGAAACUGGCCAGAACGGCUAGUCCCGAGAAGCGCCAGAACUCUGAGAAACCACCUCUGGAGGAUAAAAAGAAAGAGGAAAAGAUUGAACUAAAAUCCAUCACUUCUGAUGGAGAGACACCAACUGCCACCAAGAUCAACAUAGAUGAGUACACAGGGGAGGAGAACGAAGAGAAGAAUCCAUAUCCUGUGAACGAUUUCCCAGGAGCGGAGGACGAGGAAGAGCCAGAGAUGCCAGUAGGUCCUCGUCCACGUCCACUCUCCGACAUUCAGCUGAAGGAGAAGGCCAUCCCUAUGCCAGAAGCCAGAGCUUUCUUUAUUUUCAGCCCCAGUAACAAGUUCAGGGUUUUGUGUCAUAAGAUUGUAAACCACAACGUCUUCACCAAUUUAAUCCUGUUCUUUAUACUGCUGAGCAGCAUUUCACUGGCAGCGGAGGACCCAGUGAAGAAUGACUCAUUCAGGAAUCAGAUUCUAGGCUAUGCAGAUUAUGUGUUUACAGGAAUCUUCACCAUAGAGAUCAUAUUAAAGAUGACAGCAUAUGGAGCGUUCCUACAUAAGGGUUCAUUUUGUCGAAAUUAUUUUAAUAUUUUGGAUCUGGUGGUGGUCAGUGUGUCUCUGAUCUCCUCUGGAAUUCAGUCAAGUGCCAUUAAUGUAGUGAAGAUUCUCAGAGUGCUGAGGGUAUUGAGGCCCCUGAGAGCAAUCAACAGAGCCAAAGGCCUCAAACAUGUGGUCCAGUGUGUGUUUGUAGCCAUCCGCACCAUUGGGAAUAUCGUCAUCGUCACCUCUUUGCUGCAGUUCAUGUUUGCCUGUAUUGGUGUUCAACUCUUCAAGGGCAAAUUCUUCUACUGCACAGACACCUCUAAACAGACACAGGCUGAAUGCAGGGGGUCAUACAUAUUGUACAAGGAUGGGAAUGUUGGGAAGCCAGAGAAAGCUCUGCGUUCAUGGGAGAAUAGUGAUUUCAACUUUGAUGAUGUUCUGCAGGGCAUGAUGGCUCUGUUUGCCGUGUCUACUUUUGAGGGUUGGCCAGCGCUCCUCUACAGAGCCAUCGACUCCCAUACAGAGGAUGUUGGGCCGAUCUACAACUACCGGGUGGUCAUCUCUAUAUUCUUCAUCAUCUACAUCAUCAUCAUCGCCUUCUUCAUGAUGAACAUAUUUGUAGGUUUCGUGAUUGUGACAUUUCAGGAGCAGGGAGAGCAAGAGUACAAAAACUGUGAGCUGGACAAGAACCAGCGUCAGUGUGUGGAAUAUGCCCUGAAGGCUCGCCCCCUACGCAGGUACAUCCCCAAGAACCCGUAUCAGUACAAGGUUUGGUACGUGGUGAACUCCACCUACUUUGAGUACCUGAUGUUCACCCUCAUUCUUCUCAAUACCAUCUGCCUGGCCAUGCAGCAUCAUGGUCAAUCUCAGUCCUUCAACAAAGCCAUGAAUAUCCUCAAUAUGUUGUUCACCGGCCUCUUCACUGUGGAAAUGAUCCUCAAACUCAUCGCCUUCAAACCAAGGGGUUACUUUAGUGACCCCUGGAAUGUUUUUGACUUCCUCAUCGUAAUUGGCAGCAUUAUAGACGUCAUUCUGAGUGAGAUCAACCAUUAUUUUGUUGAUGCAUGGAACACGUUUGAUGCCCUUAUUGUAGUGGGUAGUGUUGUUGAUAUAGCCAUCACAGAGGUUAACCCAGCUGACCUCUCCUCCUCUCCCCCCUCCUCUGUGGUAAGACCAAUGGGACUCCAAAACACUGAAGAUAACGCCAGGAUCUCAAUCACGUUCUUUCGGCUGUUCCGCGUGAUGAGGCUGGUGAAGCUCCUGUCUCGGGGAGAGGGCAUUCGGACGCUACUCUGGACAUUCAUUAAAUCCUUUCAGGCUCUUCCCUAUGUCGCUUUGCUGAUCGUAAUGCUGUUCUUCAUCUAUGCCGUCAUUGGGAUGCAGAUGUUUGGUAAGAUUGGCCUGAGGGACAACAGCCAGAUCAACCGAAACAACAACUUCCAGACGUUUCCUCAGGCUGUUCUGCUGCUCUUCAGGUGUGCAACAGGGGAGGCAUGGCAGGAAAUCAUGCUGGCCUGUUCUCCGAACCGCCCGUGUGAGAAGGGGUCAGAGGUCGGCAAUUCCAGUGAAGACUGUGGCAGCCACUUUGCCAUCAUCUACUUUGUCAGCUUUUAUAUGCUCUGCGCCUUCCUGAUCAUUAACCUCUUUGUGGCCGUCAUCAUGGAUAACUUUGACUAUUUAACUCGUGAUUGGUCAAUAUUGGGGCCGCAUCAUUUGGAUGAGUUCAAGAGGAUAUGGGCGGAAUACGAUCCUGAGGCCAAGGGUCGGAUAAAGCACCUGGAUGUGGUGACCUUACUACGCAGGAUUCAGCCUCCCCUUGGAUUUGGAAAGCUCUGUCCACAUAGAGUGGCUUGCAAGCGGCUUGUGUCCAUGAACAUGCCUCUCAAUAGCGACGGAACGGUGAUGUUCAACGCUACUCUCUUUGCUCUAGUACGGACGGCUUUACGAAUCAAAACUGAAGGUAACCUGGAACAAGCGAAUGAGGAACUCAGGGCCAUCGUGAAGAAGAUCUGGAAGAGGACGAGUAUGAAGCUGCUGGAUCAAGUUGUUCCCCCUGCUGGAGAUGAUGAAGUAACAGUGGGGAAGUUUUAUGCCACAUUCCUGAUUCAGGAAUACUUCAGGAAAUUUAAGAAGCGCAAGGAACAGGGCCUGGUGGCCAAAAUUCCCCCAAAGACUGCUCUUUCACUGCAGGCUGGCCUGCGUACACUGCAUGAUAUGGGUCCUGAGAUCAGAAGAGCGAUAUCAGGGGACCUGACUGUGGAGGAGGAAUUGGAGAGAGCCAUGAAAGAAACCGUGUGUACUGCUUCUGAGGAUGAUAUCUUCAGGCGGUCUGGGGGCCUCUUCGGGAACCACGUCAACUAUUAUAACCAGAGUGAUGGUCACGCCUCCUUCCCACAAUCCUUCACAACACAGCGGCCAUUGCACAUCAGUAAAUCCGGGAGUCCCGGCGAGGCAGAAUCUCCCUCUCAUCAGAAGCUCGUCGACUCCACCUUCACUCCGAGCAGUUACUCUUCCUCAGGAUCCAACGCAAACAUCAACAACGCCAACAACACAGCCAUCGGACACCGGUAUCCCAAACCUACCAUCAGCACAGUGGACGGACAAACGGGGCCUCCCCUCACCACCGUCCCACUGCCACGGCCCACAUGGUGCUUUCCUAAUAAGAGGAGCUGUUUCUAUGAUUCUUUCAUGCGCUCUGAUUCCAGUGACAGUCGUCUCCCUAUAAUACGCAGAGAGGAAGCGUCUACGGAUGAGACGUACGAUGAAACGUUUCUAGAUGAGAGAGAUCAGGCCAUGCUCUCAAUGGACAUGCUGGAAUUUCAGGAUGAAGAGAGCAAGCAGUUGGCUCCCAUGGUGGAGGCGGAUGUAGAGGAGGAGAGGAGGCUGUGGCAGUCUCCACGGCGUCGGGCCUUUCUCUGCCCCACUGCACUGAGUCGACGGUCUUCCUUUCACUUGGAGUGUCUGAGAAAACAUAACAGACCUGAUGUUUCUCAGAAGACAGCACUACCACUGCACCUAGUGCAUCAUCAGGCUCUGGCUGUGGCGGGGUUAAGUCCCUUGCUGAGACGGAGUCAUUCUCCGACGCUGUUCACGCGUCUGUGUUCCACACCUCCUGCGAGUCCCAGCGGCCGCGGCGGGGGAGGGCCGUGCUACCAGCCCGUUCCUUCUCUGCGGUUGGAGGGCAGCGGAUCUUACGAGAAACUCAACAGCAGCAUGCCGUCUGUGAACUGCAGCUCGUGGUACAGCGACAGUAACGGCAACCACAGCAGGAGCGUGCAGAGGACGCAGCGACCCGUGUCCCUCACGGUUCCGCCGGUCUCGCGCAGAGACUCCAUAUCCCUGGCACACGGGAGCGCCGGCAGCCUUGUGGAGGCGGUGUUGAUAUCUGAGGGUUUGGGUCGGUAUGCACAGGAUCCCACCUUCAUCCAGGUAGCGAAGCAGGAACUAGCGGACGCCUGCGACAUGACCAUGGAGGAGAUGGAGAACGCCGCUGACAACAUUCUCAAUGCUAACGCGCCGCCCAACGCCAACGGAAACCUGCUACCCUUCAUGCAGUGCAGAGACACUGGCUCACAGGAGUCCCAUUGCAGCCACGCACUGGGCCUCUCCACCCCCACAGGCUCUGAUGAGCUGCUGGGGACGGAGUUAGAGCAGUCCGAGGGGGCUGGGCAGAGGAACAGCGUUCUGAUGGACGACGAAGAUAUGGAGUGCGUGACAAGCUUGUAGGGGGAACAGCAGCAGCACGGAGGACUUCCUGUGUCUUAGCCCAGCUCUCUCCGAGGACACUGCUGUCCUGCAGUCUGACCCGUCUGUUGCGUGUACCUACCGUAGGGGUAUAAGGCCAUUCUGCUUAGCUGAGACCGAGUUGGUUUUUAGUUCGUCUGUGUGUUUGCAAGAGCACGAGCGAGUAGGCGUGUGUACAUGUUUGUGUGCGUGUUUCUAAAAGUGCCUCACAGUUCUCACAACCUUGAUCGCAGUAAGGAAAUGGAAAAACAACCCUGACCGAGCAGGGAAUUAAGGGAAUUGUUGUUGCUCAAGCAGUGGGAUCUGUCCACCGGUGGGAGCUGACCUGUGUGUGUAAUGGCAGGACUCGACGGCCGUCUCAUCGGCGUGGACGUGUUGUGCCGAGCAGGUGGAUCUUGUUGGCCCGGGAGCCGUCAGGGGUUCAAGAGAUGCUCAGAGAGACACACUGGAGCGGCUCUCGCUCUCUUUCCUAUCAAGAGAAAUGUCAUCCGUCUCCUUUUCGGCUUUCUCGUUCAGCUAAUGAUUUUUGCUGCUUGUUAAAUUUGAUUUCCACCCAUUAUUCUCUAGGUAAGCCUGCACUUUUUUUUUUUUUUUUUACUCCCAAAUUUCUUUUUCUCGUGUACCGUUUCGGCUUUCAGGUAGCUGCUAGCCAUGCAAGGUACGGGUCAUUGCAUCAGUGGCCUUUUAUUCGAGAUCUGCUUCAUGUUUUAUUUUUUUUUAUCUUCCAGCAUUUAGUGUUUAUAAUGUUUAUCAUGGAUUGCACACAGGUGGAUGCUGUUUUUUUUUUUCUUUUCUUCUUAAAUUAUUAUUCUUAUUAUUAUUGAAGGCAUUUAAGAUGUUUAUGCCAGAUGCAGUGUUGUGAAUCUAAUGCCUCUUACUGACACAACCAAUUAUUUAUUUAUUUAUUCAUUCCUGUCAGAGGUGAAGCGUGUCUCACUCACAAUGUUUAUCGGUAGCUCACAAGCUGUAAAUGAGCAGUGUCACGCGCCUGGAAUCAGGCAGCACUGACAGGUCUCACGGUUCCCCUUGCUGCUGUUGGAUCGGACUCGCGUUUUGCUCUGAAACUACUGACGUUUCUUCACUGCUGAUCUCCAGAAACAUUCAGCUGACAGCUGCGAUUCUGUCAUGAUCCCACCUGCUCGACACAGGAAACAGCAGAUCUUUGGAAGGUCAGUAAAUAAGGUGCACUUUGAAGAGAGGAAGAAUGGUGGAGUAUUCAGGGAUGUCUGGGUAGCGCAUCAUUUAAGAGAAAACAAACAAACUAAUGUAGUUCACACAGGGCUAAAUAUAUGAUCAUCAUUAUGAAAGUACCAACAUCAGCAGUGUCAUCAUCAUACAACGUUAUUGAUCGCUAUUAUUAUUAUUAUUAUUACUAUUAUCGUUAAGGAUAUUUUUCUGCUGUUUCCAUGCAGUUCGGCAGACACAGAGAACUACUUAUUGAUCUAUUAUGCAAAUAAGGUGUUGAAGCAUUAGCAUUGUGUUGAUGGAAGGUGUCCCCUAAACACAUCCGCUGAUGAGAAAUCCACUUCCAGGCAUCUCUCUCCGAAGUUAGAAGUUCUGUCACUGUUUUGCACACUACUUCAGACCAUAUAAAUUUCUCUUUCCAUACACGAAAAGAUAAUCGACUAUUUUUGUCAAACCGACUCUUCCCUUUCUACACCGAGCGUCCUGGCGUUUCGUUUCAGGCCUCAACCAUUCCAUUUGAUUUCUGUCUCUGGUCCUGUGCUGUUUUUGUGGGUGCGAUAGAGUUCCUGAUUGUUUACAGGAGGUCUCUGCUCUGAGGAUGAUGCAAAGAUUGUGAAAAAAAAAAAAAAAAACGUGACAAAUGUAGCCAGAAUCCACCUGCUCUGUUCCAAAGCCGCCACCUCGCCCUCAUAUCUCCUCCACACACGUGCCAUAUGUCAUUGUGAGGCUGCCCCAGGCAUAUUUUCGAGGCCUUGGUUGUGUACGUGUGCGAGUUUCUCCGUGUUUAGCAUAUGCAGAGUGCAGAAACGAGCGUGUUUGUGUGGUGUUCGUGUUAGUUUAUGCAGGAUAAGUGCGUGAGUGCAUGCGUAUGUGCUUGCAUACCACAAGAUAUGCAAAAACAAUGCAAUAACUUUGACUGUACAACAGUUUUCUUUCAGAACUACAGCUGUACAAAAAUCUAAGAUACAGAGAGAAAUAUAUUCACUGUUGUGUAUUAAGUUACAGAACUUUAAAAUCGAAGAAACCUGUCAUACUUGAAAUCGGGUGCAUUUGAGUAUUGAGUAUUUUGAAAAUCUUGUGCGGGUCAGUUUGGUUUGAUGUUUUUCUUCCGUUGGUUUCAAUUAUCUCUGCAUGAGGAUUAUUUUUGGUGUGCCAAGCGUUUUGAGUAUUUUUUUUUUGUUGUUUUCAUUUUAAACAUUGAGGAAACACUGAUGACGAGGAGUGAAGGUGUAAAUACAGACGGAGAAGAGAAGUGUCUCGUUGGUGUGAAAAUGAUUUUGCAUAUCUUGUGCUCAGCUGAAAGGUGCAUGAUACGCAAGAGCAGCUCUCUCUCUCGCGCGCGCUUUUUUCCCCUUUUAUCUUUUCAUUCACUCACCCUCCUUGUCCUUUCUUCAGCAGACAUCACAGUGAAGGCGUUUUAUUACGGCAUCCGCAUGCCGGUGAAUGGGCUCACUCUAAAUGGUUGGUCAUGCACAUAAAUUCUCACUAUUAUUUAAGGCUGCAAGCGGAAACAUUAGAAAUCCCCUGUCAUUUCUCUAGCCUCAUGGACAAUCCGCAUUCGGCGAGGAGAUUUAGGUUGGAAAUAAUGGAUUUGGAUGCUAUGCUUGAAUAUUUAUUUCUCGUUUUUGGUUGCGUUUGCAUGGAAUCUUAAGAAUCAACCUAGCAGACGGAGUCGUCCUCUCCCUUCAUUUGCCAAUGAUUGUAUAUUUUUAUAGACUUAGAAAAGAAUUAACACUAGAAAAGCGACAAUAUAAACUCAUCUAUAUCUGCUGAAUGUCAGGGUUAAAAUGGCUACACACAACCGUGUUUGAGAAUGUAUGUAGUGAUUAUGUAUAGAUAGAAAUUAAAUUUAUGAUAGAGAAAUAUAGAGUAAAUCAUUCGUUAUUCACCGCAGUAGCUCCUUUGAAACUCCAGUCGUACGGCCUGUUUUUAAGCAGGAUGGUUGGGCGUUUUUUUUUGCUGAGGGAGGAGUGCAAUGAGAUUAAUCAAGAGAUUUCAAAUCCGAGGGCUUUUUCACCGCUGCUUUAUUCAGAUCAACGCAUCACGUUCCCCUCCGAGCACCUGCACAUGAUAGAACGGUGUGGAAAAGCCACGAGCUUUCGUGACACAAAAGCAGCCCCUGUGUUAAACGAAACCACUAAUGAAUGAACACAGAGAGCUGUCCGCUCAGGCCUUGGGGAAACGUACCAAAUAUUUGACUGAAUAUUUUAUUAGUUGCUCAGUGAGGUUUUUUGCCCAAAUGGUUGUAAUGUAGCUUUUCUUCUCUCAGAGAAUCAGAAGUUAUUUUAUAUAUUUUAAUAUACGAGAAAUAUUUAUCAGAUCUGGUUGGAGGGAACGGCCAAAGUCGUGAUAUUUCAAGUGGGGGAAGUGUAGGUCGCUCUCCUGAUGGACUCUGAUUGGUUGUGGCUUAUAUUUUCGAUUUGCCAUCAGUAGCAGUAGAGCACACGCACGUUUCCCUAAUAACAAAAAGGAUAUAUUGAAAAGAAAAAUUGAAAAAAUUGUUUGAUUAGAAUGUAUGUAACUAUCCAUAGCAAUUGAGCAGCAUUGUUAUAACCUUUCAAGUUCACAAAACAUUACAGUAAACCACAGUCUUUAGGGUGUUUUUGUUUUAUUUGGAUAAACCCAGUAAUGCACAUCUGGUGUUUCUGGGUUCAUGUUGUGUUCGUUGGCUAAUUCCGCAUGUGUCAGACUGAAGGAACGUGCCGUGGGGUUGACCUUUGACCCAGAGGAAACCUGGACAGCUGCAAUGUCUGCCCUCUGGUUUAACCUUUGUGUAGCACGUAUCUCUAAUGUCCUCCUUUAUAUGACUGUUAAUUUGAUAUUAUAAGUUAAUGUAGUUUGUUAAUGAGUUUUAAUGAUAAAUUAAAAGCUAAGGUGGUGAUGCAAUAAUCACAAUUUGCACAUUUAAACCACAUUUAGUUCGACACAUCGUACACAAUCCAAGUGAAGGAUGAAUUUAUGCAUAGAUUUUAGCUGUCGUCGUGUAAUUAUUAAUUUCGCCCUAAGCUCAAAAUGUCAAUCUUGCCAUAGUUUCAUUUCAACAGGUGGGACGAUAAAUGAAUGCAGAUUGUUUCAGGCUGUUUCCUGCAGUAGGUGAGACGGGUCUUCGGCGUUUUUAAGAGCACCGACUGCUUUCGAAAUCCGAAAUCACGGGUAGGGCCGAAUGAAUGCAGAACCAUUUCUAUUUUAAGUGGCAUUUCCCCACCUCUAGUUCCACCCAGCGAAUGUAGCACUGGAGACUAAGAAAUGAUCAGAACGAUAACGAUUGUGAUGAGGAGCUCGAAUUGCACAAAUCUCCAUGUAUGAGUGAACAUGUUGCAAUGGCUUAUUCUUUAUCUUUCUGCAGAGAUGGACAUAAUGCUCCAGCUCUGGUCUUGAUUCGUUGGGUCUCUUUCUAUAGUAUAUAGGGUAGGAGAGAACUGAGGGAAUUGAUUCCCUCACGCUCACUCAUCUACACCGUCCCACAAGUCUUUCUGUUGGCUGAAAGGCGAAUUUGCGUCACACUAUUUUGAUGCGAUUCGGUUGUCAUUUAACCACUCAAGUCCAUCAAAUCUGAGCGGGUCGUCUCAGUGGCUUUAUUUCGGUGACCACACUAGCAGCUUCUCUAGUUUUGAUCGACGGUGCGGACGGGAAGAGUAGUCUCAAGGUCCUGAGCUGUUUGUUAGAUUUACGAGCUGAAGUAAAAUUAGAUGCGUGUCGUGCUUUUGGUAGAAUUCGAAGGAAUCAGUGCUGACCAUUCAGGACUCUCACGAAACACCGUCAGAGGUCAUUCACAUUUUGGACUAUUUAAUCGAGUUUAGACCCCAGGUGUUAUUGAUAAGUCUGUGAGACGUCUGCAUGGUCUGUCAUUCCCUCCUCUACUUUUACUGACUCUUUUGUUUCAUUCCAUCAUUCUUUCAUUUGUUCAUUUAGAUUUUAAAAAGAAUACGCUACGUAAAUCUGAAGAUUCAAUCACUUUUUCUACUCCUAUUUUCAAAAAAAAAAAGUGAAAAGAAAAAAACAACAAAAAAUUGGAUUUGUACAUAAGUGAUUGUACAGUUUGUAUCUGUAUCUGUCAGUCUGUCUUUGGUGACAGAGUGUGUCUUGCUUAUAACGCACGCUACCAGUAAAUAAAAACUAAAAAAUAUCUUUAGAUUGUAUGGUUCUUGACAGGAAGUUUUAAAUUAAUCUCUGCUGUAUAUUCCUGUAAUAUUGCAUUUUUAUCUGAGGAAUGAUGUUAUUAAACAAUUGCAAAUAAAGUGAA
This is a messenger RNA of Pimephales promelas (fathead minnow), 12806 nucleotides long. NCBI's taxonomy places the organism in Eukaryota, Metazoa, Chordata, Actinopteri, Cypriniformes, Leuciscidae. The record is from RefSeq and is a predicted model, not a curated record.